Artibeus jamaicensis (Jamaican fruit-eating bat) is the source of this 9094-nucleotide messenger RNA. RefSeq names its product reticulon 3 (gene RTN3). NCBI's taxonomy places the organism in Eukaryota, Metazoa, Chordata, Mammalia, Chiroptera, Phyllostomidae. Gene Ontology annotation, biological process: neuron differentiation; brain development; endoplasmic reticulum tubular network formation. The coding region runs from base 2897 to 5365 and encodes 822 amino acids. The transcript is spliced from 2 exons. The record is from RefSeq and is a predicted model, not a curated record. Gene Ontology annotation, cellular component: neuron projection; postsynaptic density.
CUGUGACCCCUAAGUUUGCAGGCUGGCACUCGGUCCACUGAACCACGCUAGCCAGGGCAGCUUUUGACUCUGUCAGUCAUUCUCUAAAGUGUUCUUUCUCCAAGUUAUAUACCAUUUUCCCCUGAAUCGACUGGUUCUUCUUUCUUGUGCCUCUUUAAAUAUUGGUCUAUCUCAAGAUUCCAUUGUAAAACCCCUGAUUCUCCCUGGACACGUCCAUUCACUCCAGUGGUGUCAGUUUAUGCUAAAUGUUAACUCUCAGGUAUUGACCUUCAGCCCUUUCCACUCUCCUGAGCCUGUCGUGGCGGUACAGUUUCCACUUAGCAGUGCCUUAGACAACUUAUUUUUUUAGUGAAAGCUAAUGUAAGGAAUUCCUUCUUCCCUAGCCCAGUCAGUGGCAUUUCAUUUCGUCACUCAGCCCUUUGGCUUUUACUUACCCAGUCUCCGCCGUACGAUUCCUAGUUCUGUGUUCUGUCUCAUCAAAUCUGCCCUCUCACUCCCAUCCUCACCACCUUACCUUAUGCCCUCCUGUCCUGCCAAGAUGACGCAGUAGCUUUUCAGUUAGGUCCGCGCUCCGCACUGCUGCUGGGGUUCUUUUUAGAAUACGUGUCGUGUUGUCACUCCCGUGAGACUUUCAGUGAUUCCUCAUUUCACGCAGGCUGUGAUCCAAACUUCACUACAUGACGCGUGAAGCCAUUUGGAAUCUGGCCGGCGGUUCCUUCCCUCCACAGCGCCUUCCCCGUCCUUGUUCCGCUUUACCACCAGGGUUGCCCUCUCUCCUGCGUUUCACCCCAGUGACUGUUUCUGGGCCUGGCUCCUUGAAGAUAAUGUUUGGUUUGAUGAAUAGCAUUUGAGAAUUAAGGUCACUCUUCUUGGGUUUAGUUCUGUGUAGUGUAAAUGUGGGGUAUGAGUACAUUGGGGUUUUGUAAGUUAGAAGACCUCGUGCAGAGUUGUUGCAGAUGGUUAACUGGUUAUCUGUGUUCUGUAUCAGAAUAGAUGCUGUGCGUAAAACUGUGUGUUGAAAUUUUCCAUUAGGAGAAGGUGUUAGGUGGAGGCGAAAAGGCACGUUCAUGGGAUCAUUUUUUGGCAUUGGGCUUAGCACUUGGUUUUUCAAGUUUAUUCUGAUUUAAACUCACUAGUUAACAUAUAAUAAUGUUGAAGGUAAAAUGCAUAUAGGAAUGAACCCAUCUGGAAACAUUAAAGAAAUAGAUAGAAAUGCUUGCUUAAAAAAGGAAAGAACAGUUUUUCAUUUGUAGGAAUAAAUGUAAUAUUACAUUUUUAAGAUAGUUAAAAAGCAUUUGGUUUUUUAAAUUCUGGUCUCGAGUUACUGAUUUGCUGCCUGUUGUCCAGUAAAUUCUGCCUUGGAGCUAAUAUGCUUCAUCUUUGUUGACUAAAUAGUUUUCUUAAAUUAGUACUUGCUGGUACAGCUAUGGCCCAUUUCUUUAAAGCAGUCUCCUCAUUUUAAUAUUUCUAAUACUCUGAAAACAUUUUUAUAACUGCAAGAAAAGAGGAGUUAACAAGUAAAGAUUAGUAUAUUUAGGCGUACUUUCAGAGGGUUCUGUUUUUCACUGCUAUGUUCAUUAAUUUUUUCCUCAUUUUUACUGAAGAGGUCGUGUAUAUUCUUUGACUUUUUUUGAAGAUUUUAUUUAUUUAUUUAUUUAUUUAUUUAUUUAUAUUUAGAGAGAGGGGAACAGUGGAAGAAAGAGAGGGAGAGAAAUGUCAGUGUGUGAUUCCCUCUUGUGUGGUCCCCACUGGGGACCUGGCCCACAGCCCAGACAUGUGCUCUGACUGGGAACAGAACCUGUAACCCUUUGGUUCGCAGCCUGUGCUCAAUCCACUGAGCUACACCAGGCAAGCUGCUUUUUUUUUUCUUUUUUUCUUUUUUCUUGCCCGCCCCCCUUCUUUUAAGGGCCAAACCUUGUAGUAAAAAACAAAUCUCCUUCCCAUGCCAGACCUCGAAGUCCCUUUUGCUAGUCCCUUUUUGUUGCCAGUUAACAGAUGGGGGUCCACUGUAGGCACCUCUGCCCUUUGCUUUUUAGUUUCGUGGAUCAACUUAACAUAUUUCAACGUCUAUACCUGGAUCUUUCUCUUUCAUAACAGCAAGUAUUAUUUAGUCUUCUGUUGAUGGUCAUUUAGAUUAUUUCUAGUACUUACAAUUAUUGCUCUUAUGAAUAUCCUCAUACACAUGGCUUUGUACACACAUGCAAAUACAUCUAUAGGUUAAAUUCCCAGAAGUAUAACUGCCAAGUUAAAGAAUACGUACACGGGGUGUGGGGAAGGUGGAGAUGCCUUUAAAAUGUUACUGUUUCCAAAGUUAGAGGAGUAUAGUUUAGAAGAUGAAGAUUCUCGUGUGAACCUAUUUUCCCUGUGAACUGUGUUGUUUUUUUAAGUAUUCAGGGUCACCUUUGCCUAUUUGUCAGCUUUGUAUGUUUAAAUGCUUAUAUUUUAGUGACUGACUCCACUAAAUGCAGUUCAGAAUGGUUAAAAGCAAAUAUCAGUUAAUAAUCAGAUACCUAUUUUUCCUUUCCUACGAAGAGUUGCAGGGGAGCAUCAUCUUUCUUGAUUGUUGAACAAUGUUAGGAGUCCCUCUUUUCUUCCUGUGAAGGUGAGACCGUUGGACUCCACCUCCCCCCAAAAUGGAUUAACUUUUAGAAAUGCAUCUCAGAAUGAAGUAAGGUUUUGCUGGCAGGUGAGUGAAAACAGUAACUGGAAACAAAGACUUGGGUUUUCCCCUCUUGCUUAAACCCAAUGAAAUUUUGAUGCUUGGCCAAAAUAAAAUAAAAGUUAAAAUUUCUUUGUGAGGUUGUCAAAUUCUCACGCUGUAUAUUUUCUUUCAGAUUCCUUUGUUUCUUCCUCUUCCUCUCAGCCUGUGUCUCUAUUUUCGACCUCACAAGCGGGAAUGAGCUCUCUUUGCUCUGGUGAGCCAGCUUCAGAAAUUUUGACUUCCUCCUCUCUUUCAUCUUCUGAAGUACGUAAAACUGACCUUGCAACACUACGUGGAGAACAAAGCCACGUGUUAGGCAGCCAUUCUGUUUUAGCCAAAGAAGGACAAGACUGCUUGGCUCGUCUAGAUGUGACAAAGGUGCAAGAGCCUCAGGGGACCAGUAAAGAUGGAGCCAACUGCCCAGUUCCUGUUGGGGAAGGAGGUUGCUGUCACCACCCUUCCAUUCCAGCCAGUGUCCCAGGUCAUCCUGCUUUUCUCUCGGAGGACGCUGUUCAAGUGGAGGACCAGAGAAAUGAAGACCAAGGAUCCAGGAACCCCAGUGAGACACCAAGUGGGAAUGACAAAACAGUCUUAGAUGCCAACGACAAGUUUACUUUGCCGACAGCCCAGAAGCCAGCCACUGAGCAGUCUAGGGCAGGAGGCACUGGUACAUACUCCUUGUCCCCAUCCAAAGUGUCAGGCGGUAGUGGUAUUGAGAAGGAUUCCCCUGAAUCACCAUUCGAAGUAAUUAUUGACAGAGCAGCAUUUGACAAAGAAUAUAAAGACGCAUAUAAGGAGAGUGCCAAUUAUUUGGGUAGCUGGGCAGUGCACACUGAUCGAGAAUCAUCUGCAGACAUUUCAGAGUCUAAUGACAAAGUAUUUCCACUAAGAAAUAAAGAGGCAGGGCGUUUCCCAACCUCUGCCUUGCUCACUAGGCAGUUUUCGCACACGACUGCAGCUCUGGAAGAGGUGUCCAGGUGUGUCAGCGAUAUGCACAACUUUACCAAUGAGGUACUGACUUGGGACUUCGUUCCCCACGUGAAGCAGCAGAACGAAAAAGCCGACUACAUCACAAAAACUACAGGACUUGACACGAGCAAAUAUAAUUCAGAAAUUCCUGUUGUAAAUCUUAAAACUAACACUCAUCAGAAAAUUCCUGUAUGUUCUAUUAAUGGGAGCACACCCGUGGCUAAAUUGACUGGUCACUGGGCAGAAGCAUCUCUCCCACAAGAAAAUGCUGCCAUUGAAAAACCUAUCCCAGACUAUCUUGAUUCCACACCAGACGCCAGUGUCAAAGGUGUGCAAGGCAACGUGCAGAAACAAGGUGACACGCUUUCAGAGGUACCUGGAUCUCCGCUGGAGAAAUGUGUCUCUCCGGGUUCUGGCACGGCCACAGUAAAAGUGGUUUUACCUGAUGGCCACCUGAAAGGUGAAAUGAACUGGCAGAGCUCUAUGUUGGGAGAAGUGACAGAGGCUGAUAGUUCUGGUGAGUCUGAUGACACAGUGAUAGAGGACAUCACAGCCAGUAUUUCAUUUGAAAGUAACAAAAUUCAGGCUAAAAAACCUGUUUCCAGUCCAAGUGCUGUCGUAAAAGCAGAUGAAAAAGAAAUCAAAGAGAUUCUCAAUUAUAACAGGGAAACCAAAACAUCUGAAAACUUUGAGGGGUCAGUCAGUGACUCUGAGCCACAAAUUAAGCCUGAUAUUCUUGCAAGGAGUCCAGCUGGCAUGGCAGCAGGCUCCCAGGCACCUGAUACGAAUGUCAUGUCAGGACAUGUGAAACAGUCAGAUGGGGUGAGUGCUGGUAUUCCUGAAAAGGCUGCCACGACCGAGGGCCCCGGACUUCCUUCAGCAGCACUUUCACAUGUUCCUGAGACAGAUUUCUCACCAAACGUGAUAGCCUCUGCCCAUUUGGAGUCAUUACAUGAAAGAAGUAUUAAAGAUGUAGAUGAUUCUUCCCCAGAGGACCUGAUAACAGCCUUUACAGAAACCGGAGGGAAAGGAAUAGUAGAUAAAAGUGAAGGAAAUGCAUUUGAAGCAAUAUCAGAGAAGGCUGCGGACUUCCAAACCGCUCUUCCUGUAGACAUCUUGUAUGAACGUGGGCCAGGCGGUUCUGACAUUAAAGACAUAAAAAGCGAAUACUCUCAACAAAACAGAGGAAUCCGUGGAAGUGAGCUUCUGGAUGCUUUUCCUACCCAAGGUGCUUCAGUAGCAUCUCUUGACUUGGAACAGGAACGGCUCACAAUCAGAGCCCUCAAAGAACUGAGUGAGAGGCAGACUGAGAAGUCCGCUCCUGCACGGGGCGAAGUGGACUCUCCUUCUGAAGAAACACUCAAGCAGACUUUCACAUUUGCUCCACAAUCUUCUCAGCCACAGAGGUCACGUGAUGUCCAAGAACACGCAGAUGUCAAGGGACCUGAUCUUGCGGUUUUCAGAAAGCCCACUAUUACCAAAGAAGCCACUAGUGUAGAUGUUGUUUCCAGCCUUAGCGAGACCGAACUGGUAAACAGGCGUGUCCUAGCAGGACUUCUGGCAGACUCCACAGGUAACCGUUCACACUGCACACUGGGGGGAGGUAGAUUUUUGUCAGUGGUUGCUUGGUUUGGUUUUCUUACACAAACAUUUCCCAAAGCAGUAAGCCACUUGUUAAAAUUAAUACUGUCCUAAAAAUUUUUUAUGCUCCAGUUUUUUCUGUGUUGUUCUUAUAGGUUGACCCGAGGGUGAAUGCUACUUGUAACAGUGUCAUUAGGCUCAUAAUUACUUAUUUACAAAGCUUAUUUUUAAGUCUCCAAAAUAGUAUGCUACUUCCUUCACGCUUGGGUUUUUUGUUAGGGGCCUUGUGAAAUCUACUUAGCAAUCAAAGAUAAAGGCAUUCCUGCUGGGACAGUAAAUGGAACUUUUAAUUAAUUUGAUCUUAUACCGUAGAGAUAUCAUGCUGUGAAAGGAGGUAACCUGUAUUGCAAUGCUAUUUUGUGAGUAAUACUUAAGAGACCUCACGCGUUCUUCUUUAGACCUUAUUUAAUAUUCUUCAGGCCAAACUCAUUCUAUGGUACUGGAAGCCCUUUUCUUACCUUCUGUUUAUUUGAAUGAUUACUUUUCUAGCAAUUGGCCUUCAUCGCUUCUUGGCCUCUUGGCUAAGAUCAAGUGCCAUUGGCCUUCAAUUAAAUUACCUCAAAUGCUGUCUGUUCUGGGGUUUCGGAAAGUGCGAGAGAUAAGGGAUACUCACGGCCUUCCAAAAGGGGUUGUCAGCCUCCGCUCUGAUGCCAAGUUCUGUACUGACUUUAUGGUCAUGGCAGGUGCUCUGUGGGGAUCUGUGGUUUUCCAGACUUGUUUGACAGUAGAUCUCUUUUUCAAAUGAAAUUAUUUGAAAAAUAAUUUCAAAUAUUCUUUGAAAUGUGGGGAGUUGAAUAAUUAAAACACAAAUGAUAUAUUUGUUGUUGCAAACUUACCGGUGUGGUCAGACCGCGUACCUCUUUUCCUGGGAGGUGUCAUUCUGCACGGAGGGGCUCAGGCCUCACUGCUGGCCCCCUCCUCACUGCAGCCAGAGCGGUGCUACACUCCUGGGGGGGGGGGCGCCCUCAAACCGAGCGAAUGAGACACCUCUUGGGCCUUGCCCCUCGCUAACGUGCACUCACCCACUGUGCUUGGUGAGGCGCCUGCGUCCCUGGCGGUGCCUCAGCGUCCUGACACUCUUGGUCACCUGUGGCCCUUGUUGAGGGCUGCUCCUCUUCAGUGGCUGCUGUGGCCGAAGGGCACUGUUUACCUCUUAUAAAGGCAUUUCCUGACUACGGACCGUGGGCAGAUAAGUCGAUCUUCCUAGAUUGUAAUCCUUAAAAUAGAGAGAGAUUUAUAAUAGUAUUGUGAGAAUUAAAUAUGAAAAUGCAGGCAAUGCAGUGCCUUGAACAUAUUUAAAUAUUUAUUUAUUUAGCAAGUAUAGACCCUGGCUGGAUAAUUAUUUGUUAAUUGUUAUUAGUGGAUGAAUUGUUAAUAAUUAUCAGUGGCAACAUCAAGACUUUUUUUAUAAACUCAAAGAUUUAAAAUGGUAGUAAAGGAUACUGGUUAUUCCAUAGUAAUUGAACAUUAUUGAGCUCGGAUUUAGGAGUGCUAAAUUCUCGUGGUUGCCUUACUGUGUCUAGAAGUGUGACAUUGAGCAGUUCGGUCACGUCCCCUUUUGAGGAUUUGAUUUCCUUAUCUAUAAAGUGAGGAUGUUGCGUUAGAUCAUCUUUAAUAUCAUUUCAAUAACAGGAUCCUCUGACUCUGGUAUAUCUUAGGUUUCAUCGUCAGUUGCUAUAACUCUUACAAGCAGCUCUUUGGAGUGCCGAGGCGUGUGGGAAUUAGGCCACAAGAACUCCACUGUCUAAUUCUGGCAAGUUCCUGCUUUCGUGUGACCUCAGACAACUAGCCUGACUGGUUCAGCAGAUUCCUUUGUUAAUGUGGUGGUAAUUGUGUUGCCCUGCUUUAUAGUGUUGUAGUAAAUAAAGUUCUGGGUAGAUACUAAUUAGUAAUUCUCAACUGAGUUGUUUAACCUACUGAGAGAGGUAGAAAGGGCUGCGGAAGUUUAGAAUAUUUGUCACUGACCAAAUUCUAUGAUUAGUACGUACUUUUAGAUGAUAAUUAAGGAAGACGAGCGUGAUUAGACCAAGAAGCUGACAGGUCUUCCUUUGUGGUUUCAGAAUUGAAACCCUUUUUAAAUUGUCUUACUUUGAGUAAAUGUUUUAAAAUAUGAACCACUUCAGUAAAAUCUGUCAGUCUCUAGUUCUUUUCCAAGUGUACAGACUGUAUGCUCCCCAGUAUGACGAUAUGCCAGGCCACAAACCAUUUAAAUUUAAACUUAAAUCAGUAAAUUUUAAAGGAAUACUAUAACACAAAAUAUGUUCUAAGAUCACAAUGAAAUUAAACUUUAAAACAAGGAAAAUAAGAUACCUAGGUAAAUUCCCAAAUAUUUGAAACUUAAGCAAAGGUACUUUUACAUAAUCUAUAGUUUAAUGAAAUCACAAGAAAAAAAUUUUAAUGUUUUGAAUGGAAUGACAUUGAAAUACAAUAUGUCAAUCUUGAGGAACAGAGUGCUGAAAGGGAAACGGGAAACUUACAGCUCUAAAUACGUAGGUUAGAAAAGAAAAAUAAUCCAAAGAUCUAAGGUUUCAACUUAAAAAGCUAAAAAAAAAAAGAGCAAAGUAAGUAGAAGGAAAUUACAAAGGUAAGAAUAGGAAUCAGUGGAAUGAAAAACAAAGCAAUUCCAAAAUUUGGUUUUGGAAAAGAUCAACAAAGUUGAUUUCUUGAUUAAUCAAAAAAAAAGCAGAUUACAAUAUCAAGCACAAAAAAGGGGUUAUCACUUAGAUCCUAUAGAUAUUAAAAGGAUAAUAGGCUAUUAUGAAUAGUUUUAUGCCAACAGAUUUAUCAAUUUAGAUGAAAUGGACAAAUUUCUUGAAAAGAAUACAACUUACCAAAGCUGACACAAUUUCCAUUAAAUUUGUUAUCAAAAAUCUUACUAAAAAAAAUGGCCUGGCCCAGAAGUUUGACUAGGAGAAUCUUCCAGGCAUUUAAGGAAAAAGGAGAGAAAAUUUUACAACUAAUACACUAGUAGAUAGUAACACCAAAACUGGACAAAGACAUUACAAAAAGAAAAUUAUAGACUAAUACCCUUCAUGAACAUGCUAAGAUGAAAAAUUCUUAACAAAAUAUUAGCAAAUCAACAAUAUAUCAAAAGGUUAAUGUGUCAUGGCUAAGUGGAGUUUGUUCCAGGAGUACAAACUUGUUUCGUGCAUGUGGUUUUUUAAAAUAUGUUUUAUUGAUUGUUAAUGCAGUGUCCCAUUUCCCCCUUUAUUCCCCUCCACCCUGCACACUCUCUUCCUCCCACAUUCCCCCCUUUAGUUCAUGUCCAUGUGUCUUAAGUUCUUUGGCUUCUAUAUUUCCCAUACUAUUCUUGCCCUCCCCCCUGUCUAUUUUCUACCUACCGUCUCUGCUACUUAUUCUCUGUACCUUUCCCCUUCUCCUCCCACUUCCUCGUUGCUAACCCUCCAUGUGAUCUCCAUUUCUGUGGUUCUGUUCCUGUUCUAGUUGUUUCCUUAGUUUGUUUUUAUUUUAGGUGUGGAUGUUAGUAAUUGUGAGUUUGCUGUCAUUUUAGUAUACAUGUUUUUUAUCUUAUUCUUAGAUAAGGCCCUUGAACAUUUCAUAUAAUAAGGGCUUGGUGAUGAUGAACUCCCUUGAAUUUGAUCUUAUCUGAGAAGCACUUUAUCUGUCCUUUCAUUCUAAGUGAAAGCUUUGCUGGAUAGAGCAAUCUUGGAUGUAGGUCUUUGGAUUUCAUGACUUGGAAUACUUCUUUCCAGCCCCUUCUUGCCUGUAAGGUCUCUUUUGAGAAAUCAGCUGACAGUCUGAAGGGAACUCCUUUGUAGGUGA